CAUUGGUCGGUCUCCUCCUCUCAAUCAGUGUGAUCAGAUGUGAUCUGGCACCUGUGUGUGUGCGUUACCCACGGGAGCCUGUUGCUCAUGAGUGUUGUGGAGCGAUCUGCUUCUGUGCUGUGUGAGAUUAUGCGCGCAACUGCACGAUAACGAUCAUGUUUUGCGUCUUUGCGCGUUAAUGGUGAUGAAGAGGACGCUUUUUGGAUAGAUGCAUUUUUUGUGUUUCUUCAUAAUACUCAUCCUCAGCCAGCAUCUGAUGAAGUUUGGGCGCGUUUUAGAUGCACUAUGUUAUGCAUUUGUGAUAUAGUCACCGGCGCGUCUUGAGAAGAACAUCGAAAGCAAGAUCCCCGUUAUUUGUUUCCGCGAUGUCAAUCAAAAAAGCAACAUUGAUGGAGAAUGGGGUUAAAAACGGAACGUCGAGAAAUGUGCUGGAGCGAUGCGCCUCGGUCAACGAGUAUUUUGAUAUUGCCUUCAAGGUGAUGCUGCUGGGAGACUCGGCAGUGGGGAAGACCUGUGUCCUGGUGCGCUUUAAAGAUGGUGCCUUUCUGGGAGGCAACUUCAUUGCCACAGUGGGGAUUGACUUUAGGAAUAAGGUGGUGACUGUGGAUAACAUGAAAAUCAAACUCCAGAUGUGGGACACGGCCGGUCAGGAGAGGUUCCGCAGUGUUACUCACGCGUACUACAGAGACGCUCAGGCUCUGCUGCUGCUGUAUGACAUCACGAGAAAGUCCUCCUUCGACAACAUCAGAGCCUGGCUGACUGAAAUCUAUGAGUAUGCACAGAAGGAUGUGGUCAUCAUGUUGCUUGGCAACAAGUCAGACAUGGCCGCUGAGAGGGUGAUCACACAUGAAGAAGGGGAGAAGCUGGCUAAGGAAUAUGGAGUCCCUUUCAUGGAGACCAGUGCCAAGAACGGUGUCAAUGUGGAACUCGCUUUCCAAGCCAUAGCAAGAGAACUCAGGCACAGAAACAUCCAGCAGCCCCACGAGCCCAAGUUCAAGAUUCAUGAUUACAUCGAGUCACAGAAGCAGAAGUCCAACUGCUGCGGCAGCCUCAUGUGACCAGCUCCACGUCUCCAUCUCCAGACGACAGAUAUUCCUACACAAAUACGCGUGUGAAUGAAACGUGCUUUUUGAUGUGUCUGAUUCCCCAGACCCCUGUUCGCUUUAUAGUCAGGAAUAUACAGCCAAAUACUGCUGAGGUGCAUCAGAGUAAUACGUUUCUGCUUUAUAAACUGUAUUAAUCCAGGUGUGUACAGUACCCAGGUGUGUCUGAUUAUUCCAGGUUUGUGUAAUGUGGUUUCUGGGUUUCUUCUCUAAUGGUUACAGCCUCUAUCUACACACACAGUAUAAAAUAUAUUAGUAUUGAAUUACAUUAUAUGCCACGCAAAUGUGCUCGGGCCGUGAGCUUGUGUCUGUAGUGUUGUUUUUUUAAAGUUCUUUACUGUAUAUUUGAGUGUCUUGCAGAGUCAGAAUAUUAGCUUAUGUUAAGUAUCAUGUUUACAAUCAGUAUAUAUUGACUUGAAAACAAUCCUAACACAGCUUGACCGAGUCAGGCCUGAUUAUGAGGUAAUAUGGGUUUCUUUUUGCUUCGCGUACAAGCAUGUCACACUUUCAUACCUGUCACACUCACUGUAUGACUUAGAGAUUGAUGUGAAAUGUAAAUCUGGAUUGUAUCGUACAGUAUUUUGAUUUGUCUCAUACCUACGCUUUACAUUGUUCACAGUGUUCACAAAGUGCCAUGAGAAAGUCCAUUGUAACCACAUGUGAGUGAGGGUUUUUUCCACCGUUUCAUUUAUUGAAUAUUUAAAGCCACAGGGGGGCGGUAUUAUACACCGAGAAUUACUAAUAAAUGAUAACGAAGUUAACGAUUUAAUUGCCUUACCUUUGACAUUUCAAAUAUGUGUCCUGUACUUUUGAAUAAUAAAGUGAGUUGUGAACAUCAGGUUAACUUAUUGGUCUCGGUUUGGGACACGAGAAGAUGAACAAACUUUAUUUGAAUGAGUAAAUGCUUGUGUUGUACUAUUCCGUGUAAGUUGUUUUGCAUAAAAUCAUCUGCCA
Messenger RNA from Sinocyclocheilus anshuiensis, 2057 nucleotides. Its product is annotated as ras-related protein Rab-37-like. The record is from RefSeq and is a predicted model, not a curated record. The transcript is spliced from 9 exons. Lineage: Eukaryota; Metazoa; Chordata; Actinopteri; Cypriniformes; Cyprinidae. Gene Ontology annotation, molecular function: GTP binding; GTPase activity. Bases 366 to 1058 code for a protein of 230 amino acids.